Symbiodinium sp. CCMP2456 is the source of this 2877-nucleotide messenger RNA. NCBI's taxonomy places the organism in Eukaryota, Dinophyceae, Suessiales, Symbiodiniaceae. The record is from the annotation of a GenBank genome assembly.
AUGGCACCAAAAAAGAAGGCAAAUACCGGGACGCCAACCAUUGCGCCGGGUCUCGGCCGACUGCCGGCAGACACCUACGAUCCGAAUGUGCAGCAUUUCAAAAUGAUAGAGGAGUGCUUGGAAGCAAUUCGCGAUCAUCCAGUCUUUGGGCCGAACAUUGACACCCUGGACCCCCUGCCACUUGUGCCCGCUGUCGCCGGGGACCAGGCCGGCUUUCUGGCUCCGCUGGACAACGAAGCCUUGGCUGCUGCCCGUGAUUCGGGCGGUGAGUAUGUCUGCGGUGUCAACCUUCUGUGGGCAAAUCCCUUGGAGUCAGUGACCCCCGGAGUACCUAUCAUGGCGAAGGCUUUGUCGGACCACGUGCAUCGCCUGAUGGCCCGCGGCCCCAAGGUUGUGGAGGACAGGCUGGAGUUCGUUUACCCCCAGGAUAUUGGCGCUCGUUGGCGCAAGUGUUGUCCCGAGGAGCUCCAGCACGCUGUCAUCAUGGCGAUCCAUGAAAGGAUCGUGCUCGGAGCCGAGGAGGAUGAACUCCUGCAAUGGAGGCGCGUGGUGCUGUCCUGCCCUGCUGCUUUCAUUGACCUCCAGACCGAAGAGGACAUCUACUUCCAUGCGACCAACAAGCGAGUCAAGGCUGAGCAGGACUACCGUCUCCUCACCCACAAGACCACACAGAUGAUCUUCGACGUCUACAACUUCAAGGUACGCAAAGAGCUUGUGUGCGGGACACUGACUGACGAGGAGUUGGCCUACCUCUACAAGACGAGGCUCCUGAAGGUGAAGCGCUCGGACCAGGAGGCCAGCAAGGAGGACAAGGACCGAACCAGUCCAGGCACCAUCAAAGCAUGCGUGACGGUCUACGAGAAGAUGUUCACUCACGAGAAACUGCGAGACGUUGUUCUCAAGGCCGAACAGGACCACCUUGAUGAGUCCCCCUUUGCGAGUGUGCACAAGCUCAACGAAAUCGUUGGCAUGUGCCGACAAAGCGUCGUCAAGAUGCAAUGGCUGCUCCUGACGACGAUGCACAGGUUCGAGACCAUGAAUCUCAGUGCCCGUGAGUUCAGCGCUCGGAAUUUGCAAGGCGCCGGUACCAAGCAAUACGGUCUUGUAUUCCUGCGGCAACGUGAGAUGAAGCUGUACCUGCUGGGACCAUUCAUGGAUGGUCGGAACUUUGUCUCCUCGGCAAAAGAGAAACUUCGUGAGGUGUUUGAGUCCAGGGACAGCUACGUGAACCUCUUGAGGCCUUUGAAAGACGAGGACACCGAAGCUGUGGAUUGCAGCUGGCAGGCGACAUGGCCGAACAGUGCAUUGAAACUGCUGGAGUUGAUCGAGUCAGCUUGCUUCGCAGUGGAGGGCCAGGAUGAUGCGACAGUUCGAUUGGCCAUGAAAAACGGCAAGAACGCGCAGGAGCUGCUGCACGACUACUCGCCGUACAAAGACGCCAUCGCUGACAUCGAUGAGGAGUUGAAGAAGGAGAUGAAGAAGAUCCAGGAGGCCGGGGCGGUAGAUGACGGCGAUGCCAUCGUUGUCCCUGCCGCUGCUGCUGGGUCCUCCGGUGCCUCGGGUGCGACGGCCGUCUCGGCAAAUUCGGGGACCGUGGAGGACACUGUGGAGGCGAAGCGUGAAGCUGCUGCCCGACGCCUGCUCAAGUCGUACUUAGUGCUGGAGUCGGAAGAGGACAAGAAGAGUCCGUCUCUCCUGGCCAGCAGCUUGUCGAAGCAUCAUCUCCUCAAGGCCGCGCAGCAGCAUGGAAACUGCAUCGUCCUCUUCGACGUUAACGGCUUUGGAGAGGCAGUCGCGCUGGCUCGACAUGGCACCACAUCCUUGACAACCCUGGCUCCGAACGAGAUCUACGUCGUGCUCAACGGAGGAAGAACCAACAACCAGUUCGCCUCGAAACACUUCGGAGUUGGGCCCGGGGUUGGCAGAUCCAAGUGCAAGGGUAGCAAUAUCGUGUGGCGGGAAAUCCUGGUCACCUUCACGCCGGACAGUGUGCAGAACAGAAAGUGGCGCACCUCCAAGAGAGCCCUUGCCGCGAUGAAGUGCUCGCAGAAGAUGUUUUGGUGGUUUGAUGCAUCGACCGACAUCCCCCUGAAGUCUCACCUGCAUGUGCCAGGAAACAAUGGUUGUGACAUGAUGGGGCCGUUCGUGCUGGAGCCAUGGACAAGCUUGCCCUGCAUGGCCUACGAGCUCAAGAAGACCUUCUGGGGCAAACGCAGGCAAGCGGUGGGUGGGAAGACUGUGACGGGAGACUCCGAUGAUGAGGGUGCCGAGCAGGAUAAGAGUGAGAUCCAGGAGGACUCCGGAAUCACCAACGAGGAAGACAUUCCGCUUCCUGAUGUUGGCGGUGGACGUGGAACCGCGAAGACGUUGCCACCCGACUGCAAGCAGCCAGUGAACUACCACGAAGUCCCAUGCCUCCUGUGGGAGAGCGUCAUGCAUGCAACCAGUGGCAGUCAGAUUAUCGACCUUACUCCUCAGACAGGUCGGCUGGCUUGCUGGGCAGUUACUAACCGCCUGGGGUACAUCGGUGUCACCGGGACACCGGCACAGAAGGAGUACAUUGAGAAGGAAGUGUUCCAGGCUGUCAUCGAUGCCAUGUCGGAUCCCAGCUCCAAGCUGUACGCUCCGUCUCUGGCGGAUCCUGGCAAGAAACGCAAGAAGACGGAGACGUCUGGAGGACAGACGAAAGUCGCGAAGACAGUGCCGAAGCCGAAACCAGAGGCGCAGCCGAAGCCCGCUCCGAAGCCAGGGGCAGAAGAGACCGCAGUCCUCCCGAUCGGGGAUGGCAAUGCGGAGCCGAAGACCGGCGAGAUGAGUGCGAAGCUGAAAGCCAUGCUCGAUGCAGCCAAACUCAAGAACAACAACACCCAGGAGUGA